This is a messenger RNA of Artibeus jamaicensis (Jamaican fruit-eating bat), 2847 nucleotides long. RefSeq names its product NACHT, LRR and PYD domains-containing protein 2-like. Gene Ontology annotation, molecular function: protein binding. Gene Ontology annotation, cellular component: cytoplasm. Lineage: Eukaryota; Metazoa; Chordata; Mammalia; Chiroptera; Phyllostomidae. The coding region runs from base 1 to 2847 and encodes 948 amino acids. The record is from RefSeq and is a predicted model, not a curated record. The transcript has 8 exons. Gene Ontology annotation, biological process: regulation of inflammatory response.
AUGAAGCGUGGGCCGGCAGAAGAACUCCUCUUAUUGGAGAACUCAUUGGCUGGGAUCUGCUCAGGCUACAAGGAAGUCCCAGACUCGGGUAGAGAGAGAGAGAGAGAGAGAAACACCAUGGAGAAAGUUUAUACUAUCUGGAAGCAUACAUUUUGGCCUGGAGAUGGUGAUGACUUUCACUACAAAGUCACCUCGAGGAGCCAAAAGUUCACAUCGUUCUGGAGUCCCAAAGCACCCAUAGAGUUAAGGCCACUGACCGUGGUGCUGCAUGGCCCUGCGGGCAUUGGGAAGACCACACUGGCCAAGAAGUGGAUGCUCGAGUGGAGACAGGACAAGCUCCCCAAUACACUCAAGUUAACCUUCUAUCUCAGCUGUAAGGAGAUGAACCGCCAGGGCACCUGCACUUUUGCAGAGCUGGUAUCUAAGACCAGGGUAGACAUGCAGGAAGCCGAGAUCCCAGACCAAGCCCAGAACAUCUUGUUUGUCAUUGAUGGCUUUGAUGAGCUCAGGGUCCCCUCAGAGUCACUCAUCCAUGACAUUUGUUGUGACUGGAAGAAGCAGAAGCCAGUGCCCAUCCUGCUGGCCAGUUUGCUGAAGAGGAAACUGCUCCCCAAGGCCACGUUGCUGGUUACCACACGCCCCAGGGCCCUGAGAGACCUCCGGCUCCUGACUGAGCAACCUGUAUUCAUAGAGGUGGAGGGGCUCUCGGAGGAGGGCAGGAGGAACUACUUCCUGAAGCACUUUGCGGAUGAGGACCAAGCCCUGCAAGCUUUCGAGGCCAUGAGUAGCAACCCGGCUUUGUUCCACAUGGGCUGCAUGCCUGCUGUGUGCUGGGUCACCUGCACCUGCCUGAGCCAGCAGAUGGAGCAGGAACAAGACCUAGACCUGACCUGCCAAACCACCACCUCACUCUUCCUGCGUUUCCUGUGUGGCCAGUUCACAUCCACCUCUGCCAGCUGCCCCCAAGGGCCCCUGCAAGCUGCACUGAGGUCAGCGUGUCUUCUGGCUGCUGAGGGCCUCUGGGAGCAGACGUCCGUGCUGGAUAGAGAAGAUCUCAGGAGUCUGGGGCUCAAGGAGUCUGACCUCCGGCCUUUCCUGGACAAAAACAUCAUCCAGGAGAACCUAGACUGUGAAGGCUACUACACCUUUAUCCACCUCAGUGUCCAGCAGCUUCUGGCUGCUGUGUUCUACAUUCUGGACAGUGAGAAGCAGAACUAUGGGGGCAGCCGCAGGCCAAACAUAGGGAAUCUGCAGAUGCUGCUCUCCAAGGAAGAAAGACUGAAGAACCCCAACCUGACUCAUGUGGGCUACUUCUUAUUUGGCCUCUCCAAUGAGCAGAGAUCCAGGGAGCUGGAGAUGACCUUUGGCUGCCCAGUGUCCUUGUGGGUCAAGCAGGAGUUACUGAGGUCAUUGUCUGGUGAAUUACGGAGGUCAUCGUCUGGUGAGAGUGAACCCUUCUCCUCGACCACGGAUGUGAAGGAGGUGCUCUACUGUCUCUAUGAAUCUCAGGAUGAGCUGUUCGUGAAGGAGGCCAUGGCUCAUGUCAGGGAAAUGUCCCUGCAUUUGCAAAGCAAAGUGGACCUUGUGCACUCAGCAUUCUGUCUCCAGCAUUGUCAGUACGUGCAGAAGUUUUCGCUGCAGGUGGAGAGGUGGAUAUUCCUGGAGGAUGAGAGAAUCUUGGAAUCAGAAACCUGGGAGGAGAGGUAUGAGCACGAUGACCAUAUUCUUGUUUUCUGGAUGGAUCUCUGCUCUGUGUUCAGUUCCAGUGAGAACUUGAGCUCUCUGGAUGUGAGUCAAAGCUUCCUGAGUUCCUCCUCUGUGAGGAUUCUUUGUGACCAGAUAACCCGUGCCGCCUGUCAUCUCCAGAAGGUGGUGAUUAAGAACAUCUGCCCUGUGGAUGCAUAUCGGGACUUCUGUCUGGCUUUCGUUGGUAAGAAGACCUUGACCCACUUGACCCUGGAAGGUGGUGCCCACAGCAAUACGAUGCUGCUCCUGCUGUUGUGUGAGGUCCUGAAGCACAAGACAUGCAACCUGCAGUAUCUCAGGUUGGGGUCUUGUUCUGACAUCCUUCCACAGUGGGAUGAGUUCUCCUUGGCCCUAAUAAUCAACCAGUCCCUGCAGUUUCUGGACCUCACCGCCAGUGAGCUCUGGGAUAAGGGUGUCACGCUGCUGUGUGCGACGCUGAAACACCCGAAGUGUUUCCUGCAGAGGUUGUCGUUGGAAAACUGUCACCUGACGGGAGCCUGCUGCAAGGAGCUCUCUUCUGCUUUGAUUGUCAACCAAACGCUGACACACCUGUGCUUGGCCAACAAUGACCUUGGGAAUGGUGGAGUGCAGCUGCUGUGUGAGGGCUUGAGUUACCCUGACUGUCAACUACAGAUCCUGGUGUUGUAUAAGUGCAACAUAACCAGACGUGGCUGCAAAUAUAUUGCAACAGUUCUCCAAGGAGACUCCUGCUUGACGUACUUGGACCUGGGUCUCAAUCCCAUAGCUAGAGGAUUGCGGUUUCUCUGUGAGGCUUUGAAGAAGCCAGAUUGCAGCCUAAAAUGCCUGGGGCUCCGUGGCUGUUCCAUCUCGACUCUCUGUUGCCAGGAUCUUGCCUCUGCUCUCCCGAGCAACCAGAGGCUGGAGGUUCUGGACCUGGCCCAGAACACAUUGGGGCGGGAUGGAAUAAUGGUGCUCUUGGAAGCGCUGAAACACAGUCAUGGUCCAUUGAUGAUCCUCAGGCUGAAGAUGGAUGAGCCCAAUGGGGAAAUCCAGAAGCUGCUGCAGGAACUGAAAGACAGCAACCCCGGGCUGACAAUCGAAUAUCAGAAUGCCGGGUUGACCGGACCCCUCCUAUGGUGA